GCGGCAGUGUCGGUUUUUUGUUGGUGAUGUGCAGUGGGAGGAGAGACAGCGGCGGCCUGGCAGGAAGGGAGGGAGGACGGACGGAGCAGUUUGAGGAGGACAGGCGCGUCGUUCACCGUGUGGUGGUGGUGGUGGUGGUGAUUUCAUGUGGAAGAAGAAGAAAGCGCGACAGACAGCAGCGAGCUCGUUUUACUCUGAAACGGAUUUUAUUAUUAUCUCCCCGCAAAAUGUGUAGUACUCCGUGUUGGAUCACGCAGCUGGCCUGCUGCUGUGGCUCAGCAGCCUGCUCGUGCUGCUGUAACUGCUGCCCCAAGAUCAAACAGUCCACAGGGACCCGAGUCAUGUAUGCCCUCUACUUCCUGCUGGUCACCAUCAUCUGUGCCAUCAUGAUGUCCCCCACUGUGGAGCAGGAGUUCAGAAACCAUAUCCCCUUCUACAGUGACUUGUGUGAGAAGAUGAAUGCAGGGGAGAACUGCAAAAUUCUGGUUGGCUACUCUGCUGUCUACAAGGUGUGCUUCGGCAUGGCCUGCUUCUUCUUAUUCUUCGCUGUCUUCACCAUACGAGUCAACAACAGCACAGGCUGGAGGGCGGCUGUACAUAAUGGGUUCUGGUUGCUGAAGUUUAUUGUGCUGGUGGCGUGCUGCGCUGGAGGCUUCUUCCUCCCAGAAGAGGAAACCUUUCUGGAAGUGUGGCGUUACGUAGGAGCCGUUUGCGGUUUCAUUUUCCUGCUGAUCCAGCUCAUGCUGUUGGUAGAGUUUGCACACAGAUGGAACACAAACUGGAGUUCAGGAGUGAAUUCUAAUAGUCUGUGGUACGCGGCUUUGGCCUUUGUGACUCUGGUGCUGUUCAGUCUUGCGGUAGGAGCCGUAGUCUUCAUGGGUGUGUUCUAUACCGACCCUGAGGCCUGUUUACUUAACAAGAUCUUCCUGGGCAUCAAUGGCAGCCUGUGCCUCAUCGUCUCCCUGUUGGCCAUCUCCCCAUGCAUACAGAAAUUGCAGCCCACAUCAGGCCUGCUGCAGCCAGGAGUCAUCAGUGUGUACGUCAUGUACCUCACCUUCUCAGCCUUUUCCAGCAAACCAAAAGAAAUGGUGGAGAGAGAUGGUGUGAACACAACCGUGUGUGUGUUUCCCUUCAACUCUGGGAUCGAGGGUGACAAGAAGAUUGUCACUGCUCUGGGAACCGUUAUCCUGUUUGGCUGCAUCCUUUACUCUUGCUUGACAUCCACCACCAGGCGAAGCUCUGCAGCGCUCAGAGUGUGUAGGAACAGUGAGCCAGAGACUGAGAGAGCUCGCUGCUGUUUCUGUUUUGGAAAUGACACAGAUGACUAUGAUGAGGAGAAUACUGGUUCAGGUCAGAACGUGGUGUAUGAUGAGAGAGAGGGAACCAUCUACAGCUACGCCUACUUCCAUUUUGUCUUCUUCCUGGGAUCCCUCUACGUCAUGAUGACCAUCACCAACUGGUUCCAUUAUGAUAACCAUAAGAUUGAGAAACUGUUGGAGGGGAGCUGGUCUGCGUUCUGGAUCAAGAUGGCCUCCUGCUGGGUCUGUCUCAUCCUCUACAUGUGGACCCUCAUUGCCCCCAUGGUCUGCCCAAAGCGCUUUGAGGCCUAGGGCAAUCAUUACUAGAAUAGAGCCUACUCUGAUUCUUGGGGUGUGGCCAGGCAGAAGCUCUCACGCUGAACCAAGGGACCACCACACACACACACACCCCCUCCCCGUACUUUAAAACACAACCCUACACUACCCUCAGCGUUCAAAAUGGAGGAUUAUCUGUUGCCUUUUGUUUUGUAUGCUAGUGUUUACUUUGUUUUACAAUGUUACGCUGUUAAUACCUUGAUGGUAAUUUUUGUUAUUUUUACUACCACUUACUUCUGGAGUUUUGUUACUUAGAGGUUUUAGAUUACAUAAAGAAUCAUGGGAGUUAAGUUACAUUGUGAAACAUGAGAAGCAUCAAGCCCCCAUAGAUUCCUUGAUCAUUUCAGAUUUGACAGUAUAUUUUGUAAGGAUUUCCUGUGUGUCAGUUUUUCUUGGAUUCUCGCUUUUACUCUCAGCCAGGCAUUUCAGUUCUGUACAGUUGAACCAUAAAGUUGCAGCAAAGUUUUGGGACGAAUUUAUUUCAGGUUAGAAAUGUUACGAGAGAAAUUGUAUUUAUUUAGGUAUGUCUUAAGUAAUGAGAAAUCAUUUUGUGAAGGAAUGUGGUGUAAAUUGAAUUAGAUUUGUCUCAGACUUUGUUGAAAAACUCAUCUCUCAGGCUCAGAUGUCAGCUGUAUAUGUUUAUGCUUUGUUAUGUUGCGCCCUUUUGUAGAAUUUUUCUAUGCAACGGAACAAGCUCUUUUUGAUAUUAUAGAUACUCAGUGUUGUGAAGUUUCCACUUAGAUCACAAGGAUAAUGUUUCAGAUUUUAUUAAUGUCAGUGCUCCCUUUGAGCCAGAUCUUUUCUUAGGAAAAUCCCUGUCAUUUGUACAACAUUUUGAGAUAUCAUCAUUGUUGUACAGGGCAAAUCAACCUGCCUUAUGUAACAGUGAUGUUAGUGAAAAGCCACCUCUCUGGAAGAGCUGCAGUGACAGAUGAGGAACGUUUGCCAAAGGUAGAUGUCAAAACAACAAACUACUCUAUCAGAUUGUUUGGUCAGUUACAGAGAAAAAUAUAACUGAGAACAUUAUGUAUUUGCAUGCACACACAGACACUUAAAACAGCUGUUUUCUGUACAGUUAUAAAGGCUUUUUGCCUUGUCUUUGUUACAUGUCAGCUCAUAAUGGUGGUCAGAAUAAGGUAGCAAUGAGUGCUUUUAUUAGUGAGUUAUUCAACACUGGAUGUUGAGUUUACUGCCGAAUUAAGAGUCACACAAAGACCUUCACCUGUUUGUUACCUGUGUAACAGAUGUGUUUUUUUUUAUAUUACACAUUGUCAACUGCAAGUCAUUUGUUUCUCAUUCAUCAUCAAUAAAUCAGUAUGUUCUUCGUUUGUCUGAUGGUAUUCCUGAUAUGUUUUAUAAUAACUUAAAUGUACAUUUUGGCUAAAGUUCUGUGGAAAGUUUCAUUUGAAUUAUUCUUUACAUACCUGCAAAUGUCAUGUGACUUUUUUGGAAACAUUUCUGCAUUUUAACUAUUGGUACGAAUGUAGAAAUUAAAUGGUGCUCUGCAGCUUUAAUAUAGUACCAAGCUACAAAAAAAGAUCCUAAAUCAGAUAGCAGGACCCAUUGUGAAGGGUGUGUACUACCAUAAGAUAAAAGGGGGAAAAACUUUGUCCAAGUAGUAUGUUUGAAAUACAGAGAUGUGGGUGCCAUGCAGUUCACAUUGUUCAAACUCUUUCAAUAAAACAUCCAUAGAACACCA
Siniperca chuatsi (mandarin fish) is the source of this 3333-nucleotide messenger RNA. It is a transcript of the gene serinc5, whose product is annotated as serine incorporator 5. The record is from RefSeq and is a predicted model, not a curated record. Gene Ontology annotation, cellular component: membrane. Lineage: Eukaryota; Metazoa; Chordata; Actinopteri; Centrarchiformes; Sinipercidae.